GGAAAGCUCAUUCACGCUUUCUCUGACAGACAGCGUGGAAAGAUGGUGCUCGAUUUGGACCUGUUUCGGACCGACAAGGGUGGCGAUCCCGAGAUCAUCCGUGAAACUCAAAGGAAGAGGUUUAAAGAUGUGACCCUGGUUGAUAAACUGAUCGCUGCAGACACAGAGUGGAGAAAAUGUAAGUGUUCCUUUUGUUUCUUUAGUCACAGCAGCUAACGAUAGCGCGGUGGUUAAUGCUACGUCAGCUCACGCCCAACUCCAUUCAAAUUUUAACACAUUUGCUUUCAGUUUUAAAGUAGAUAUUUUUUAACUACCUUUACGGGAAUAUAGAAAUCCUUGUUGUAUCCUUCUGGUACAGUAUUUCAUUCGGUUACUUAAAAAGCUGGAGAAGUACUCCUAAAUGAAUACCUUAGCGAUGAAUUACAGCUAUCCUCACUGCUCCGCCUGCAAUAGCGUCAACGCACGGUGACUCGCAUUACAGCAGGGGACACUGAAUCAAUUCAGAAAGUUAACGAAUUAUGUGUAUAAUUUUCAUCCUACUCCUCAUAAAGUUAUGCCGUAUCAAAGGAUGGACAUUAUUUAGAUAUAUUCAUGUAGAAUUUUUUUCUACGGGGUGUGACUGUUGGUCCUUGAGCUGCGAAACAAUUUUUAGCCAGACUCUUUAGGGAGUUUGGUCAGAUGGUCUUGUAUAGGAAGAAACCGCACCGCAAUGGGGCUAAUGCUAGCAAACUUAGCAUUAUUCAGAGAGCCGACAUACGCCAUAUGGUUUCCCCUUGGCGGUGAACAGUACUGACUUUUUAUCGUUUUUAUGAAAGAUAGUCGCUAAGCACUAGUUAAUUUCACUUUCUUAUUUAAUUUAUGACAGAUAUUUAAACGUAAUCUUCUCAAAUGCCGGGUUAGCUUAGCGAUGCCGGGUAGUAACGUGCAAUCUGAUGCAAUCCCAGCCAACAACAUGACAAGUCAACCUCACGCUGCACUGCGGCCACUGUUGCUUUUAGAUCCAGACUGAUAAUGAGAAUGAUUUUAUGAUUGCAUUGUCCUCUUUUUUUAACUCAAAGUUUUAAAUGAAUUUGGAUGAGUUUUCUCUGCCUGAAGCCCCUGUCACCAGGGCAGCAGGGAUGCAUCUUCAGCUCAUACACACAAACACACAGUCCCAUGUGUUCACCUACUAACUGUUAUUUAUCCCUUGACAGGCCGCUUUACUGCAGACAACCUCAACAAAGCAAAGAACCUUUGCAGCAAGAGCAUUGGGGAGAAAAUGAAAGUAAGAAAGCAUCUGGACACUAAAUUAAUUAUCUUUCCAAAUGCGAAGUGAAAGUAUGCAUCCACUUGUCACACACAAGAAGCAGGGUGUUGUUUUUAAUGCUUAGUUUAUGCUGCAAAUGCAGAAAAAGGAACCAGUUGGCGAUGAUGACACUGUACCUGAAGAAGCACAGAACCUGGAGUCUCUGACAGCUGAAACACUGUCGGUAAGACUAUCCAUAAAAUCAUAUGUGAGAUGGUAUUUUUCAAGUUAAAGGUUAAAUUCUUUCUCUGUGGCUCCCUACCUGAUGGCAUUUAUCUUUCAGGCCCUUACAGUAACUCAGAUCAAGAAGGUGCGUUUGCUGGUGGAAGAGGCAGCAGAGAAAACUGACAGUGAAAGGAUAAGGCUGGAGGCAGAACGCUUUGAGCAUCUGAGGGAGAUUGGCAACCUUCUGCAUGAAUCUGUGCCCAUCAGCAAUGAUGAGGUAAGUGGUUUGAUACAUACAGGUUCAGGGAAAGAUUUGAUAUGAAUAAGUGUCCACAUCCUCUAAAAAUGAUAAAUUAGAAAGGGUGUAGUACAGAUAUAUGUUCUGUAAAGUAUCAUAACUUUGUAAAGAUGUAAACAAAAACUGAAAGCCAGCUGUUAUUGGCAAACAUUGCAGAUAUUGUCUUUUGAUAUUUUACUUUGUUAAAGUUAGUAUUACUACAUUUUAAAUGUCACUCUUUGCUUUUUCCCAGAGGUUUAGAUGAGCAUAUAAAAGUAACUGGUUCCUUUAAUGUCUUUUUAUGGUCCUUUUAUCACUUUUAUUUAUUUCAUGCUUUUUUGUUUUUCUUUCAUUAAUUUAAUUUCAUUUUAAAUGUUUUUUUUUACCUGUUUUUAGUUAAUUUAUCUUAGUGUUUUCAGCAUUGUCUGUUCUUUUAGUUUUAUUGUGCAGCACUUUGGUAGACUUGAAUGUUUUUUAAAAUGUGCAAUAUGAAUAAAGUGGAUUGGAUUAGUAAUGUUUACUCUCAUUACUAAUAUUUAUAGUUUAUAACAACUAAUGAUUAGUUGUUAACUGAUACAAUUAUUCAUACAUUUCCUGUUGUUUCCUCCUGACAGGAUGCUGACAACAAGGUGGAGCGUACCUGGGGUGACUGCAGCGUCCAGAAGAAGUACUCUCAUGUUGACCUGGUGGUCAUGAUCGAUGGCUUUGAAGGAGAGAGAGGAGCUAUAGUGGCUGGAAGCCGAGGUUACUUUCUGAAGGUUAGUUCAGAUUUAAAAUCAAGCAGGAAAAACACAACCACUCAUCUUUUUGACAUUCUAUUUUUCCUGAUGAGAAAUACUACAACAGAGUUGUAAUGAUUUCUUCUCCUUUGUUGUGUUCAGGGUCCACUGGUUUUUCUGGAGCAGGCUCUGAUCAAUUACGCCUUAAGGAUACUGCACAGCAAGAGUUACACCAUGCUCUACACACCCUUCUUCAUGAGGAAGGAGGUGAUGCAGGAAGUCGCACAGCUCAGCCAGUUUGACGAAGAGCUGUACAAGGUGAGAAACAACGACUGAAUUCUUCGACUUCUUACUUUAACUUACCCUUCACUUAACCAGGUGUUUGUGUGUUUGUGCAUGUCUGGUAAACCUGACUGGUGAGAGGAGGAGGGAUUUUCUGUCCUACAGGGUCCUGCAUGUUACAACAUUAAAUAGAAAAUAAUGAGAUUAAGUUGUGUUAUAAAACUUUAAAAUUAUGCACAAGCCAUUGUUGUUUAGAUUGAUCCAUGUCCAUGUAACCUUGGCCUGGUUGUGUAGUUUAGUAUGUUACUUAGCAGCCUGUUUAAUUUGUUAAGUUUUUAAAAAAAAAAAAAUACUUUUGAGUAGUUGUAUUAAAGAAGAGCAGUGUUAAACAAGUGACUGGAUUUUUAACACAUUUCUGUAUUAUUAUUAAUUAGGGGUUAGGGUUAGGGUCGCCAAAAAAAAUGAGUAUCGGAUCAUAUCGGCCUGCAUCUAAAAUCUCUGAUAUCAACUCUCUGAUAUAAGCAGUCCCUUCCAGAAUACGCUCCGGCACCUCUAUCUAGCAGCUGAUCCAGCAAGCUGAGCCCACAAAAUCUCAACAACAGUGUCUACUAAGGCCCGAACUACACGAAGGCGGAUAUUUAUUUAUGUGGAUAUUUUUGUACUCCCGUCUUAAUAAAUGUACCUGUCCACACGUGUUAGUUCAAAAAAAUAUCUGCGUCCACACGUAGGCUUCAAACUCAAUCCUAUCUGGUGCCGCUUAAAAAAAAUUCAGGAACAAAGCUACCUGAUUGGCCGAUGAAUCGUAACAGCGUCACUUGCAAGGCUGAAAUUAGCCCCAAAAGGGCAAAACAAACGUAAAGAAUACCCUGUAUGUCCGCCAUCGUUGUUGUUGUUUUUGUUUUUAAUGCGCAUGCGCGAGCUGCGGUUUGACGUCAUCGAUCCGUAAAAGUCCGACCACACGAAUCCACUGCGGAUACGGGAUACGGAUAUUUUUUUAUUUCUCCGCUUGUUUUUCCGGAUUCAGAUUUAUCCGGUUUGAGUGCUCCAAACUCCCGGUUUGGUGUGGUAGGGAGGCCUAAUCGGACAUAAAUAUGUGCGGUUUGAAAUAUAUCCGCCUUCGUGUAGUUCGGGCCUAAGUUACUGACAAAGUAGAGUGAUUUUGGCCUUGUGGCAGUAUUUUUUGUUUAAGUCUGAAGAAGACAUUGCAGCUGAGUGUUAAUCUUGUCAUGCACAAUUUUCUGCCAAUAUCAGUAUCGGUCAGUAUUGAAGGCAUAUUGGCAUCGGAAGUCAAAAAGUUGUGUCGGGACACCUCUAGUAUUAAUCACGAGUAUUCCUACUAACACCCACUUAUUCCUACUUCCCACUUACGAUAAUCGUGCAUGUGGCAAAUACUGCCUUAUGUGUUAAUCAAAGUAACCAUGGUCCUAAAUUACUAUAUAUUUGGAGUUAAUUAUUGUUUGCAUUGAAAGGAACCAGAUCAUCUCUAGCUUUACAAGUUUUACAUUAAGCCUUUAACUGGCAUUUACUAUUUGUAUUUUAAACUUUUUACUCUGAUGAAAUAUUAGCAGUUUACCUUUUUUAUCACUUUUAACCAACAUACUAAAGAAUGGCUUAUCCACAGGAGCUCAGCCACUGACACUCAUGACAGUCCAUAUUGUUCAACUCUCUCUGCUGCAGUUCCCUCCAUUACUACCAUGUACUCUCUGUUAUUAGAUCUCUACCUGUUGGUCCUCUAUCUUAAACCGUGUCUGUGUUUACAUCAGGUCAUCGGUAAGAGCAGCGAGAAGUCAGACGAUAACUCAGUCGAUGAGAAGUACCUCAUCGCCACCUCCGAGCAGCCCAUUGCAGCCUUCCUGAGAGACGAAUGGCUCAAACCCGAAGACCUGCCCAUCCGCUAUGCAGGUUUCUCCACCUGCUUCAGACAGGAGGUGGGCUCCCACGGCCGAGACACCCGUGGGAUCUUCAGGGUGCACCAGUUUGAGAAGGUCAGUUGUGGAGAUACUUGGAUCAAUAAUGCAGCGGGGAUCUUCGAGUAUUAGGAACUAAAAUAACUGUUCAGAAAAAGACAUUUGCAUGUUAUUUAAAGAGCCAUAUUGUCUCUUUUUUUUGUCCUUGUAGAUCGAACAGUUUGUGUAUUCCUCCCCACAUGACGGCAAAUCAUGGGAGAUGUUUGAUGAGAUGAUCGGGACAGCAGAGGAGUUUUAUCAGUCACUGGGAAUUCCUUAUCGCAUCGUGAACAUUGUCUCUGGUAAGCGCAGCAUGUAUGUUUGUAGUUUUGUGUAAGGUUGAUGUAGGAAGACUGUCCCAGAGACCAAACUGUAAUUGCUCAAGAGGAUUUCUGCAGUUAAUUGACUGACUUGUAAAGGAUGAGUUGACUUGGCGUACAAAGAGACAAAACACUAGUCUGUUGGUUAUUCAGUUAACUGCUAUGUCUGCCAUGCUGCUGAAGAGCAAACGAACCAAACAGAUUCUUUCAAGGUGUGUCUGUGACUUAAAUUAAUCUUUUUAAUGCUCCUUUUUUGAGGUGAGGAUACUGCCACCACAACACCAAACUUUGACCAAUUUCACAAAAAAAAAGCUUAAAAUGAUCACAGUUUCAGUAUCUUUUGGAAAGCUUAUGGUUUGAGUUCAAACUGAACAUGAAGUUUAGUUUUUGAAUCCAACCUUGAAUGUUUUCUUUAUCAGCUCAAGUUUGACCAAGUUUUCAUGGGAAAGAAGAAGUUCAUCCAUCUUUUCCAGGGUUGGCAGGGAGACUUGAUGAAUUUUAUUUUUGAGUGCUAGAAAAAAAAACUAAUUAUGAAUAUAUAUCUAUGUAGUGAUGUUGGACUUUUCUAAUGAAGAAGAGACUUGGAUGGUGAUGUGAAUUCCAGUGAAGCAGAAGCUGACUGAUUUAGCUCCCAGACAGCUCCUUAAAAAAGAAAAAUGCUGAAUGUUGACUUCACAACAGUUUGCUUUUUUUAUCAGCUAACAUCAUGUAUCAUAUAAGAGCAGUGAGCGGGAGUGAAUUUUUUUAGGUUGUCUGAGGUCAAAUGGUUUGUUUGUUUUUGGAAAUGAACAUAUCAAAAUAUUUAACUGUGUCUGGUCUAAUAAUAGCCUCAUUGUUUUGUUAGAAAGAAAAUAACUGCAAUAACUGUGUGUCACCUAUUCCAGGGUGUGGCAGCAACAGUCAUGCUGGCUGUACGCCCAGCUCUUUCAAAGACUCAAAGACUCGGCCUCCACAACAGUCAUUCAACUUUCUGCACAGUCAUUGGGCUAGGUUAUGUGAUCCGGGGUACUUUUCAGACUUUGGGACUCAAAUUUGAUAGAGAGCCUGAUGUGGUGGGAUGUCAAACCUCUGCAUUUAAAAUCCCAGACACCGAUCCUGUAUCCACGCCCUUCGGCUGCUCUUGAACCAUAACAGAGUCAGCCGCAUACUGUGGAUUGAGGACUGAGAGCUUGUGUAAAGGUCCAGCCUUUCAAGAAGCUGUUUGUCAUUUCAGGCGCCCUAAAUCAUGCAGCCAGUAAGAAGCUGGAUCUUGAGGCCUGGUUCCCUGGUUCUGGUGCUUUCAGAGAGCUGGUCUCCUGCUCAAACUGCACUGACUACCAGGCCAGACGCCUCCGCAUCCGCUACGGACAGACCAAAAAGAUGAUGGACAAGGUGAGUGUUGAUGUUACACUGAUGUGCAUCUCCACAAAGAUAAACAGAGUGUGGAUUUUCUCUCCCUCCCCUCGAUGCUAUUAAUUCCGUCUUGUAGCUGCAUCCUCUAUAAAACUUCUUUUUGUUUUUCAGGCCGAGUUUGUUCACAUGUUGAAUGCAACCAUGUGCGCCACAACACGUGUGAUGUGUGCCAUCUUGGAGAACUACCAAACCGAAGAAGGCAUCAUUGUUCCAGAGGUCCUCAGGGACUUCAUGCCUCCUGGUAAGCUGAGAUGAAGGAUGACACAACGUGUGUCGUACCUCGAGAGAAUAACUACAAGAAGUUCUAGAAAGUUUAAGAGAGAGGGAAUUUAAUCGUAACUAGGAGCAGUGAUGUGGAUUGAAAUCUGGUUCUCUGACAGACCAGGCUCUGCAUUUCUUAUAACCUGAAAGUCAUUUGUCUUUGAGCUGACUGGCUGUUGUUACUUGUCUAUUGAGUCUUGCUGGUCCUAGAAUACUCCCCUGCAUCUUCUGUUUCAGAAUGUUUUAGUUUAGUUAUUGUCUUAUACUUUCUUUAUAUUUCCUUGUUUGAGUCCUGGAGAGUAUUUCUGACCAGCCUUUACUGUCUCUCCUCCAGGUUUGACGGAGAUGAUCAAGUUUGUCAAGCCUGCUCCCAUUGAUCAGGAAGUAGCAAAGAAAGCAAAGAAACAGCAGGAUGGGGGGAAGAAGAAGAAGCAGCAGGGAGGAGGAGGACUGCCCAAUGCCCUGGAGAACAUGUCCGUCAACGACUCAUAGACUUGUCUAACUGCGACGUCACUUCACCAGCUGCACAGAUAGAAACAGACUGAACAGAGCCUCAUGUGUACUGACAGAAUAUCAGACCUGCUGCUUUGUUCGUAAACAGGCGCCUGAUGUCGGGACGCCCGGCUCUGUGCUGUCUGCUUCUAUCUGAGUGGAUGGUCUUCAUCUCAGCUGUUCCACCCUCAUCCACAUAAAGCACACUGAAAAAGGGAAACCUCUGUGCUCUCAAACAUCUACAGUUCACUUCAGAGUCCACCUGUUUAUAAGUCUGUCUGUCCUUUUCACACAGCCUAAAACAAACCGAAACAAGACGGUAAUGCUGUAUAGUUAGACUUUCCAAUGUCCCUGUCAUAGAGGAAGAGGCUGAGGUGUAGUGUUGAUAAAAUCGCAGGUUUAUGUACGGGUGAAGUUUAAGAUUUUGGGGGGUUCAAUUGUAAAUGAAAAGUGUGGUUUAGUGUCACUCUCUUUACUGAGACCAAAACGUCCUCUCUUCUUCAGACAUUGUUGGUUAUAUCCCAUCUCUGGCUUAUCAGAUCAUCUGUGAUACUGUAAUUCUAACAAUCAGGUUUCUGAAUUUCUCUGUCUGUUUUAGGCUUUGCUUCACGUCCUCUCAAACCAUAGUCACCAUCAUCUUCAUCAUCGAUCAUUAUUGCUUGAUGUCAUUGUUGACCAUAACGCUGUCCAUGAGCUUAUGAUUGAGACGUUGACAUUACCUGUAAGCACUUGCUGAUACAAAUAUAUAUAUAUAAAUAUAUAUACAAAUGAUUGAGCGGUGAUAAUGUGGCACUUGGAUUAAAUACAGUUGUUAUGGACCUUUG
Messenger RNA from Xyrichtys novacula (pearly razorfish), 7963 nucleotides. NCBI's taxonomy places the organism in Eukaryota, Metazoa, Chordata, Actinopteri, Labriformes, Labridae. The record is from the annotation of a GenBank genome assembly.